AAUUUUUUUUUCGCUCUGAUAAAUUUAUUGCCGUUCAAUCCUCCCUCCCUUCGUUUUUCGCUCAUCUCUUCUUCCCUCUAUUUUAUUGACCAAUCAUCCAUCCACUCAUCCUUCUUUAUUCAAGGUCCAACGACUAGCUUUUUAAUAUUACUAUCCCUCCUAAAAAUAUUUUUUGGGAAAGAGGAUUUCCUGUUUUUGGAUUAAAAUAAUUUAUUUUUAGUUUUGGGACCAAAUGUCCCCCCUUAUUUUUUUGAUAAGAAAAAAUUGUGUUUUAUUUUUUUUUUAAUUUUUGUCUAGAGGGGUUUUUAAUAUUACUAUCCUUCCUUUAAAUAUUUUUUUGGGAAGGAGGAUUUCCUGUUUUUGGAUUAAAAUAAUUUAUUUUUGGGACCAAAUGUCCUCUCUAUUUUUUUUUGAUAAGAAAAAAAUUGUGUUUUAAUUUUUUUUAAAUUUUUGUCUAAAGGAGCAUUCAUUUUGCAAUUUUUGAACAUUUUAUUAGUCAUUCUGGACAGAAUUAUUGUAGAGUUAUUUUAAUCCUUUGAUAGUGAGAGCGGAGUGGACGACUACGACUUGGGGUUGGAUUUUCCCCUAUAAUCCUAAGAUGAAUUAAUUUUUGAAAAAAGAGCUUGGUACCAUUCGAUAGAGAAUUAAAUUCUCUAUAAAACAAAAUUUAAAUUAAAAAUUUUUAUUGAGAGGAAAAAAAGUUAUGGCAAAAAACCUUUCAGAAACUCAACCUUUUAUUGACCUAUCCUUUGAUUUUUGGCCACAAUUCUUUUUGCUCGUUCAUUUCAAUUUUUAAUUUUAUUAUUUUUUGUAGCUAAAUUCCUGCUCUAUUUAAUCAUACAAAAAAUUAUUUUAAAAAAUUUUUUAUUUUUUUUUUCUUGAGAAAUUUUAAAUCAACUGAGGCCCUUUUCCUUGCCUUUCUAACCCCCUUGUCUUAAGAAAUUUUUUUUCGUCUUAAUUUUAAAUUUUUUCAAAUUUUUCCAUUAAUUUUUUAAUCGUUUUCUGAUGGAUUAACUAUUAAAAAAUAAAAAAAUAUUUAUGAAUGACAAUCACACGCCUUUUCUUUCUUCCUGCUAUUUUUGUUGCUGCCACUUUACUACUUUGGUUGUUAAUUUGUUAUGCACCUGAAUGGCCUCAAAUUGCGGAAACAUCAAAAAUAACUGAUAAAAAUAUGACAACAGAUAAUAUUGAAAGGAAAAUUGUUGAGAAAAAAUUUGUGAGUGAUGGAGGUGAAUUUUAAUUAAUUUUUGGAUUUAAUUAGAUUAGUGGGGGGGGGGGUAUUUUUGAGUUGGUGGUAGUUGAGGACCCAUAACUUUGGGUUAAAUAGAGAUAUAAAGUUGAUUUUUAUUUUAAACGAUAGAGGAGAUUCAGAGCUACAAAAUGCCUGAAAAUUAGAUUCUUGGAUUAAAAAUGAACAGACUUGUGAAUUUCUA
Meloidogyne enterolobii is the source of this 1433-nucleotide messenger RNA. The record is from the annotation of a GenBank genome assembly. Lineage: Eukaryota; Metazoa; Nematoda; Chromadorea; Rhabditida; Meloidogynidae.